AUGCACGAGUUUUGCCCCAUGCAUUUGCUCGCUGCGAUCAGGAAUUCUUACGUUCACUUUAAGACCGUUCCUCAAAUAUUUAAGACGACCAAGGUUGGAUCCAAUGCCGUUGGACUGCUAGACUACUUCGACAGAAUCUUCCCUUCUUUCUUCAUUGAAAUCUAUGAGCAUAUAUACAAAAAUAAGAAAGCGCAAGAAGAGUUGACAACCUAUUUCUAG
Arabis nemorensis is the source of this 219-nucleotide messenger RNA. The record is from the annotation of a GenBank genome assembly. NCBI's taxonomy places the organism in Eukaryota, Viridiplantae, Streptophyta, Magnoliopsida, Brassicales, Brassicaceae.